Penicillium longicatenatum is the source of this 2691-nucleotide messenger RNA. RefSeq lists its product as uncharacterized. The record is from RefSeq and is a predicted model, not a curated record. Gene Ontology annotation, molecular function: nucleic acid binding. The coding region runs from base 1 to 2691 and encodes 896 amino acids. The transcript is spliced from 5 exons. Lineage: Eukaryota; Fungi; Ascomycota; Eurotiomycetes; Eurotiales; Aspergillaceae. Gene Ontology annotation, biological process: DNA integration.
AUGGACUUGAGUUCUGUCUCAUGGAAUGGAGAGAAGGUGGUCUUGAGGACCAAUUCUCAAUGGCAACCUUGGUAUGCUGCGCUGAGGCGGUAUGCGAAGACUCUCGACGUCUGGGAAUAUUGUAAUCCCGAGAUCGCGAGAGCAGACCAUCCUGAACCCCCUAGGGAGCCCGCCAUGCCGGAACCCCCACAAUUCGACCCCGGAGAGGCCACUGGAGCGGCUUUACGGGCCCUAAAGGAGGAAUUCAAGGAGGAGAAGGCUGCUUGGAGAGACGAUAUGGAGAUAUAUAAGCUCUCCCUGGCUAAGCAGCAGAGGAUCCGGAAGGGCAUGCAGCUAGUUGACCAGGCGCUACUGGUAUCAGUUGAUAUUAAGCUACACCAGCUGAUGGACCGCCUGGACGCUCCGUAUGACCGCUUACGGUUCCUAAUGAGGCGAUUUUCCCAUACCCAGUCGCAUAAGAUGGAGGUUAUGGUGAGGUGGAGAGAGCAGCAUAUGAAGGGCCCGAAGAGGGGUCAGAAUGUGCUACAGUGGCUAGACGAGUGGGAUCUGCUGCGCGAGGAGGUUCUGAGCCUUGGAAUUGAGCCUGAUAACCUCCAUCCGGCGCUGUUCUUACAGGCAAUUAAGGACGUCAUGCCCGUAUGGUGGGAUACUCGCUUCCAGCAGAUCGUGAUCCAGGGCCAGCCUACUAGCAUGUCCACGCUACUAGACUCCUUCCGUACAACCUAUGUAGAGACGAGAAAGGCACGAGGAGGCGUCUCGGAGACGUCUAGCUCGAGCUCUAAGCCGGCGUUUGCCACGUCGACCUGGCAGGGCUAUAAGGAGGCAAAACCAGUCAAAAACGGCAAAUUCGUGCCCUUCCAGGAGCGGCAGAGGUGCCCAUGUGGCGGACGAGGUCACCCCGCCAUUAAGUGCUGGACCCUGAAUGAGGCUAUUCGACCAGUUGGAUGGGAGCCGUAUCAGGCACGUCUAGAUGCGGUAAGCGAGGCCUUCGACAAGGAGCCUGCAUGGAAGACCUGGAUUGAGGCGAAAAUAGGCGAGAAUUCCAGCAGCGAGUCGUCUACGGAGAAGACGGCGAACCACACGACCCAUCAGGUGGCGUAUGCAACUGCAUUAUCGAUAUACGAAGACCACCAUCAGACCCAGUGGAUCCUGGACUCGGGUGCUAGCGUGCACGUGUGCAACGACCGUUCCAUGUUCACGGAAUAUCGUGACAGCAUAUCCUCGCUUAAGACUGGAGACAGCAAGACGCCUACGAUCGGUAUCGGGACGGUGGUUAUGGAUGGAGUCAACCCAGUCACAAGGAUGACGUGUAAGGUGACGCUAUCUGAGUGCCAAUAUGCACCUACUUUUCCGUGCAACCUAGUCUCGCUUGGACGACUGGAGAAGAAAGGAUCCUGGUGGGAUAUGCGGAAAGGGCAUAUAAUACGGAAUGGAGAGGCAGUUCUCGAGGUCUACCGAGAACGGGACAUCUACGUCUUUUCCAAACCAGAAAUGAAGCUUUCUGGGCCCACACCACACGUACGUCUAGGACACGUCUAUCAAGGUGCUAUCCAGCAGCUACCGGAGCUAGUCAAUGGGGUGAAGAUUGCGUCUGGGGAAGAGCGACCGGACGGACCGGAUAAUAAAAUGACAAUGGGAUAUAACCAGCACUGCUGGAUAACGCAUUUCUACGUGGAAGGCAUACGGUUCCACUGGAGUAUGACUCAUACGAGCAAGAACGGCUGUCAGGAAGCUAUUCAGAGCUUUAUAGCCUUCGCUAUCAAGUGGCUACAGCUACCGAUUAAGGUAUGGCACUCGGAUAAUGAGAAGACCGUGGAUGACCGGAUCCAUAAGCUCCUAGACGAUAUGGGCUUUAUCCACACGUUUACAGUUCCAUAUUCCCUGGAGAUGAACGGGCCGGGAGAGCGGUCUGGCGGUGUGCUGACGCUCCGAGCUCGAGCUCUCAUCAAGGAAGGUAAGCUGCCGGAUAAGCUCUGGCCUGAGGCUGUUGCAGCAGCUGUAUAUCUGCUGAAUCGGACGCCGACGAGGCUGGAAAAUGGGUCAUGGAUAGUGCCGUGGGAGGAAGCACGGAGAUUCGGCCUAAAUGAGCAGGUGACGGAUACUGAAUUAACUGAUGAGGCUCUAGGACUAUCUCCGACGGCAGGGGGUGCAGACGACGCGCAGGACCCGGCCAAGGAUGUGCUAGACACCUCACCACCUACCAACGGAGAUAGUCCUGAGCAGGAUGAGAUACAGGACUUGAAUCGUACAAAUAUUGAGGAGAAGGCUCCAUACGGACAGGAAAAUACGACAUGGACCCCACCACGGUCUCUAGGCGCGGAUUCUGCCGCAGAUCAGGGGGUGGGGAUAGAAGAGGAGGAAAAUGAGGGGUAUAGCGGGGAUCUGACGCUAGAAACCCCUGUUUCGAUGCUAGAAGGGAGCUCACCGGCCCGGACGGACCCGGAUGAGGCCGUAGACGAGGUCGAAGACGUGGACCGGGCAGCUCUAGAUAUCGGCAAUAUCGUGAACGGCCCGAGGGUGCGCAGACAGCGGCGAGACGAGGAUUUUGCCUAUAAGACGACGACGUCAGCAGAUGGUGAUACUACGCGUUCGCAACUGGUCUAUUCGCACCUAAGCCCUCGUACUGGCAACAUAGAGACGAUCUUCCACCACCACCAGACAGAUUCAGAGACGUCUGGAAGCACCCGCUAA